Molecule: messenger RNA, 7170 nt
Organism: Penicillium manginii
Lineage: Eukaryota; Fungi; Ascomycota; Eurotiomycetes; Eurotiales; Aspergillaceae
Product: type I polyketide synthase
Exons: 7
Coding region: 1-7170 (2389 amino acids)
Biological process (GO): fatty acid biosynthetic process; secondary metabolite biosynthetic process
Molecular function (GO): fatty acid synthase activity; oxidoreductase activity; phosphopantetheine binding
Source: RefSeq, a predicted model, not a curated record
AUGCCUUCUGUACAUCACACCGCAGUCGACGUCCCAAUUGCGGUCGUCGGCAUGUCAUGUCGUUUUCCCGGCGACGCCAGCUCCUCUUCCAAAUUCUGGGACAUGUUGAAGAACGGCAAAGAUGCUUACUCGCCCACAUCAACUCGAUGGAACUCCGACGCUUUCUACCACCCAAGCAACGGCCACUUGAACUCACUACCCACGAGAGGGGGUCACUUUCUGAAAGAAGAUCCGUAUGUCUUUGAUGCCGCCUUCUUCAAUAUCACCGCAGCAGAAGCCAUCGCUCUCGAUCCCAAACAGCGGAUCGCCAUGGAAGUGACAUAUGAAGCGUUUGAAAACGCGGGUAUGUCUCUUCCACAGAUUUCUGACUCUCAGACUGCCUGUUAUAUUGGUUCAGGUCCCAGCGACUAUCGAGGUGCAGUGGAGCGGGACUUCUUGCACAACCCUAAAUACCAUCUCCUCGGGACCGGCGACGAGAUGAUUUCCAAUCGCAUCUCUCAUUUUUUAAAUAUCCAUGGCCCCAGUGCCACGGUUCAGACCGCCUGCUCGUCCAGUCUGAUGGCGACCCAUCUGGCUUGCCAGAGCUUGAAGUCAGGAGAGUCGGAGAUGGCCAUUACGGGUGGCGUGAGUCUGAUGCUCACGCCAGACUUCACGACGCAUCUCAAUAAUUUGACUUUCCUCAACCCCGAGGGCUUGUCAAAAGCCUUUGAUGAGAGUGCAGGUGGAUACGGUCGUGGUGAAGGUUGCGGGAUCAUCAUCUUGAAACGACUGGCGGAUGCAAUUAAAGAUGGAGAUGAGAUUCGGGCCGUCAUCCGUGGUACUGGUGCUAAUUCAGAUGGCUUUACACAGGGUGUGACAAUGCCGUCUUUUGAAGCGCAAGCUGAACUCAUCAAGCACGUUUACUCGUCCAACGGGUUGGACUACUCGACACAAUAUGUCGAGGCACAUGCAAGUCAAAGAGCUAUCAGACUUAGGGGCCUUAUCGGUACCGGGACCAAAGCCGGAGAUCCAAUUGAGACAAGAGCCAUUUAUAGCACCAUCGGGAAAGGCUCGCCCAAAUCGCGCAAACUGUUUGUAGGAAGUGUUAAACCCAAUAUCGGCCAUCUGGAAUCCGCGGCUGGUGUGUCGGGGAUUAUCAAAGGCAUUCUAUCGAUGGAAAACAAUCUGAUCCCCCCAAAUCUUCACUUUACUAAAGCCAAUCCUGCGAUUCCAUUUGACGAAUGGAACAUGGCGGUACCCACCAAGUUGACGCCUUGGCCUGUUACGCCGACCAAGCGUAUGAGCGUCAGCGGCUUCGGCAUGGGUGGCACAAACGGCCAUGUCGUCCUGGAAUCGUUCGACCCGACCACUUUCAGCGCUGGAUCCAUAACGAGCAAUCAAUUUUCCAAAUUUGGCAAGACCCGUACCAAGAAACGACUCUUCGUCUUCAGCAGUCACGACCAGGCUGGCUUCAAGCGAAAUGCAGAUGCCCUGGUCGAGCAUCUAGAUAUCGUUGGACCCGGAGCGUCGAGCUCGGAUUUCAUGGCCAAUUUGGCCCACACACUCUCCGGGGCCAAAUCCAGUCUGUCGUGGCGGGCAACAUGUAUUGCGGAGAACAAGACCGAGCUCCAUGACUAUCUAACCACCAAGCCAGGAGACGGCGCCUCUCGGGAUGCGAACAGUUCCAUUCGAGUCCCACGAAUUGGCUUCGUGUUUACCGGACAAGGUGCACAAUGGGCGCGUAUGGGCGUGGAGAUGCUCGACCGCCCAGUCUUUAGGGACUCAGUUGCGCAAUCGACACAUUUCCUUCAAGCCAUGGGAUGUGUCUGGGAUCCGGUCAUAGAAUUGAAGAAAACCCAAGCAGACUCCCGCCUGAGCCAGCCAGAGAUAAGUCAGCCUAUCUGCUCCGUGCUCCAGAUCGCGCUCGUUGAUGAGCUGCGGUCGUGGGGCGUGACUCCUUCCAAAGUUGUUGGGCAUUCCAGCGGUGAGAUUGCAGCCGCAUACAGCAUCGGAGCAUUGAGCCACCGCGACGCGAUUGCAGCCGCCUAUUUUAGAGGUGUGGCCACUAUCAGGCUUCGAGAUGCGCCAGAUAUCAAUGGCGGCAUGAUGGCAGUUGGCUGUUCGCGAGACGAAGCAGAGAAAUUGAUCGAACAGUCGAAGCUUGAUGGCACCGCUACCGUCGCCUGUGUGAACUCACCGUCCAGUGUGACGCUCUCGGGCGAUGUCGACACACUUGAGCAACUCCGAGCCAUCUGUGAUGAGCGUAAGAUGUUUGCUCGAAGACUGAAAGUCGAGAUGGCGUACCACAGUAGGCAUAUGAAUCGCGUCUUUGGCACUUACGCUGAGUUCAUUGCUGAUCUUCAGCCUAUACCCCGAGAGUACAAUGAGAACGAGGACUAUGAAGUCACUAAAACUAUGGUAUCUAGUGUAACCGGCCAAGAGGUCGCCCCGGAGCUUCUGGGGCCAUACUAUUGGGUCCGCAACUUGGUCUCGCCGGUUCUCUUCUCCGAUGCGGUCAAGGAGAUGGUCGCUGCAGACGAAGCUGAAGGGGGUGGUGACACUGUCGACCUACUCAUCGAAAUUGGCCCACAUGGCGCCCUGGGCGGACCUGUGGAGCAAAUUCUCGGUCACCACGGCGUCAAACACAUCGCCUACAAGUCGAUGCUGACACGCGGACGCAAUGCUCUUGAAACAAGUCUCGAGCUCGCGUCCGAGCUCUUCCUAAAAGGAGUUCCAAUUGACAUCUCCCAAGUCAACGGCGAUAUUAACACCCGUCGACUGACGGAUCUUCCCCCAUACCAAUGGAACCAUUCCAAGGUCUUCCGCCACGAGACCCGUAUUCAACGGGAGCUCGUGAUGCGCCAAUUUCCCUCCAAGAGCAUCAUCGGUGCCCAGGUCCCGAUGAUGGAUGAGAGUCAACAUGUCUGGCGCAACUUCCUCCGCUUGUCCGACGAGCCCUGGAUUCGCGGCCAUAAGGUCGGCAGUACUGUGUUAUUCCCAGCCGCUGGCCUCAUAGGCAUGGCCAUUGAAGGUGCGCGUCAGUUGAUGGAACCAAGCAAGACAGCACGCAACCUUCGUCUUCGUGAGAUCUCGUUCUUUGCUGCUAUGGCACUUUCUGAGGAUGUGCCGACUGAGGUUAUCAUGCAUAUGCGGCCGCACUUACUUGCAACCUCAGGUUCUACCCCAGCUUCCUGGUGGGAAUUUACUAUAUCCUCAUGCGCUGGUAUCGAUAACCUGCGCGAUAAUUGCCGAGGAUUGAUUGCCAUUGACUACACCGAAACGACCAGCGAGCAGAUGGCGAGCGAAGAUACCAGCUUGGAGUCGUCAAGAAUUGCCCAGUACCACCACGUCCACGAGGGGCCUUCGCACACUUACUCCAAAGAGGACUUCUACGGCCAAUUCGAAAAGAUCGCCUGGAACUAUGGUGAGGCAUUUCGGGGAGUCGAGAAUGUCCAUCUUGGCGACGGCCAGGCCACCUACGAUGUGAAACUCGUCGAUAUCGGCGAGACCGCUAGCAAAGGACAACUCAGUCGUCCAUUUUUGAUACACGCGGGUGCCUUUGACUCGAUACUCCAGGGCUGUCUGGGGAGCACGUACAGGAACGGGAGGUUCGAGAUGGAUAAGCCGGUCUUGCCGACAUUUAUAGGCCAGAUGGAUAUUUCGCUCGAUAUUCCGGGAGAUGUUGGAUAUGUCCUGCCUGUGGUAUGCGAGUCGAAGAGACAUGGUUUCAAAGAGUUGUCGUCGAAUAUCUACACCUUUGAUAGUACAGUGUCUAAGGUCAACCUAUCCGUUCUUGACUACCGAGUCUCGGAGCUGGAGAAUGAUGCGGGCGAGCAGGACGGUCAGCAGCUUGAGGUCGACCCGGCCGAGAUCACAUCGGAGGUGCACUGGAAUUAUGCUCUCGAGCUUCUGGAGCCAGAAGAAAUACAAAGGGUGGUAUCCGCUGUUGCGGCAGAAGAUCGGAUUGUCGAGUUCAUCCGUCUAUACCUCCACGACAAUCCAGCAGCCACCGUGAUCGAGCUUGCACCCGAUCACGAAGCACUUAACCAUGCGAUAAUGAGAUUGAUGCCUCCCGGAACCAUUCCUUUUAGCCAUAUCAAGUAUGCUAUAGCAGGCACUGAUAGCGAGUCUGAGGACCAAGGUGCCACCAGGAACUUUAUUGGGACGCCGUUCAACCUGGGCGAUUUGGAUGCCCCGUUGCCCGCAGAUAUUGCGGCGGCUGAUUUGCUAGUCGUUCCACAAUCCGUCAGCAAGCAUAAUGAUUUCGGCACAUUACUGACUCGUUUGACAAGACUUGGCAAGUCCAAUGCAAGCCUAGUUCUCGCUGCGGACAUCAGUUUGGAGGUCUCUGCGUCUGUUCUGGAGGCUAAGGACUUCCGACGUGUCUUUGAAGUUGAGAAGUCAGUGACUCUGUACAAAAGGCGGCAACCAGAGCAUGCUAACAGCGACACCAAUGGCCAUACAAACGGGACAUCUACCAAAUCCGACUUAUUCAUAAUCGAACCACUAGCUAAAAAUGGCCGCGUUAAAGAUUUCAGCAGCGCUCUACAAAUCACUCUCCGCGACCAUGGUUACCCAGUGGUCGUGACCAACUGGGCCGAGAUCAGUGCCCGUGCAGCUACCGACCUCGAGGCCAAUACAUUCAUCUCCUUGUUGGAGCUUGAACAGCCUCUGCUGGAUGCUCUCUCGGAGCCAGAUUUCCACAAUGUCCGGAAGCUGCUGCUGAACAGCGACCGCCUGCUCUGGGUCACAGCUGGCGACAAUCCGUCCAUGGGUGUGGUCGAUGGCAUUCGGAGGACGAUGAGGAGUGAGGUGGCGGGUCUCAAGUUCCAAGUCUUGCAUUUGAGUAGCCUGGACACGGCUUUACACUGUGGUCCAGCCCUUGCAGGUCGUAUUAUGACGACGGAUACCAAGGAUGAUGAGUUCCAGGAACGAGAUGGUAUGCUGCAGGUUGCUCGGAUCUUCAACAGUCCCGAGAGAAAUGAGGGUGUGCGCCGUUGUCUAGAGGACUCCGUUCGUGUCAAGCGGCUGAGGGAACAACCAGGACUCAUGGACACUUUGACGUUCAUCGAGGAUGACCGCAUGAAAGAUACACUUGAAGAGACAGAGAUUGAGGUCGAUAUCAAAGCAACAGGUGUCAACUUCAAAGACAUCAUGGCGGCAAUGGGCCUAGUCGAAGUCUCCCUCAUCGGCCAAGAAGCUAGCGGCGUCGUCACGGCCACUGGUAGUGCAGCAGCUUCACGCUUUAGACCCGGCGACCGGGUGACGCUUCUCUGGGAGGGCAUGCAUGCCACUAAGCUCCGCAUCGACCACCGUCUUGCCGUGCACAUCCCUGACUCCAUGUCUUUCGAAGAAGCGGCCGCCCUACCCAUGGUCCACACCACUGCCUACCACGCACUCGUCAACGUCGCCAAACUGCGCCCUGGACAAUCUGUCUUGAUCCACGCUGCUGCCGGUGGUGUCGGCCAAGCUGCACUGCAACUUGCUGCUCACUUAGGCCUAGUGGUAUAUGUGACCGUUGGUAGUGAGGAUAAGCGCCGUCUCCUGAUUGAGAAAUAUAACGUGCCAGAAGCGCAUAUAUUCCACUCUCGUGACACUAGUUUCGCCAAAGCUAUCAAGCGCAUCACGGAUGGCCGCGGCGUCGACUGCGUGCUCAACUCGCUGUCGGGCGAAUUGCUCCGUGUCUCAUGGACAUGCCUUGCGCCCUUUGGCACAUUUGUCGAGAUCGGGCUGCGUGAUAUCACAAACAACAUGCGUCUGGACAUGCGUCCGUUCAGCCGUAGCACGACCUUUGCAUUCAUCAACAUAGCCAAUUUCUUCGACGCGGAUGGUCUUGAUGCACUGGGCCAAAUACUAUCGGACGCAUUUGCUCUUGUGCAUGAGGGUGUUCUGAGCGCGGCGUAUCCGCUGACAGUGUACCCUGUUGCGGGGCUUGAGACGGCUUUCCGUACCAUGCAACAGGGUAAGCAUCGUGGGAAACUAGUCCUCUCGUUUGGAGAUGAUGCUCAAGCACCCGUGCUCUGCACAGCUAAAAACAGCCUGAGCCUCAAUCCCAACAGCACCUAUCUCUUUGUCGGCGGUCUCGGCGGCCUUGGACGCAGUCUGGCCCGUGAAUUUGUUGCCAGUGGAGCACGACACAUCGCAUUUAUAUCCCGCUCUGGCGAUUCCAGUGCAGACGCCAAAGCCACAGUCCAGGACCUCACCACUUUCGGCGCCGUUGUCAAAGCUUACCGUGCAGACGUAGCAGAUGAACCUGCCUUCCUCUCCGCCAUGCAACAAUGUGCCACCGACCUCCCACCUAUCGCGGGCGUGGUCCAGAUGGCCAUGAUGCUGCGUGACACUCUCUUCGAGAAAAUAUCUUACACGGAUUGGACGCAACCCAUGCGGCCCAAGAUCCAAGGCACACUAAAUCUGCACAACUACUUCUCGCCCACACAUCCGCUGGAUUUCUUCAUCAUCUGCUCGUCCAUCUCCGGCAUCUUCGGCUAUCCAGGCCAGACUCAAUAUGCCGCCGCCAACACAUUCCAAGACGCACUUGCCCGCCACCGUCGCAGCAAAGGCCUCAAGGGCGUGGCUGUCGAUCUCGGUAUCAUGCGCGACGUUGGAAUUCUAGCCGAGCAAGGCACAACCGGGAAACUCGCUGACUGGGAAGCCAUUCUCGGAAUCCGCGAAAAGCCCUUCCACGCGCUGAUGAAAAGCCUGAUCAACAGCGAGUGGAAAGGAGACUCGUAUCCUGCGCAGGUGUGUACCGGCCUCGGGACGGCAGAUGUCAUGGCCCGAUUCGGAUUGGAGCGGCCGGAACAUUUCAGUGAUCCGCGGUUUGGCCCACUGAAUGUGCUGAGUAUUACAUCUUCGUCCUCGUCCACAGACCAAGAUGCCUCAUCCGCUGCAUCGUCACCCUCCACACGUCUCGCUGCCGCAUCCACCCUCGAUGAAGCCGUUUCAAUCAUUACGGAUGCACUUGUACACAAGACGGCAGAGAUCCUGCAGAUGCCCUUGUCCGAGGUAGAUCCGGGGAGGCCGAUGUAUCGGUAUGGAGUGGAUUCGCUGGUGGCACUGGAGGUCCGCAAUUGGAUUACAAGGGAGCUGCAGGCGAAUAUGGCGCUGUUGGAGAUUCUUGCAGCGGAGCCAAUGAAUGUGUUUGCGGGGAGGAUCGCGGAGAAGAGUAAGUUAGUUACAGGUAGAAAGUAG